Pyricularia oryzae 70-15 is the source of this 4493-nucleotide messenger RNA. Its product is annotated as linoleate diol synthase. Gene Ontology annotation, biological process: response to oxidative stress. Gene Ontology annotation, molecular function: heme binding; monooxygenase activity; peroxidase activity. The record is from RefSeq and is a predicted model, not a curated record. NCBI's taxonomy places the organism in Eukaryota, Fungi, Ascomycota, Sordariomycetes, Magnaporthales, Pyriculariaceae. Bases 895 to 4410 code for a protein of 1171 amino acids. The transcript has 6 exons.
GUUUUGCUUUUGGGCAACAUGGGCAUUUGGGGGCUAAAUUUUUGUUUCAAGAAACCGGAGGUACAGUACAAUGCAACUCUAUCCCUGCUGCUCCAGUGCAUCAUAUCCAUGCUGUUUUCUGCCCUACCGGUUACCAUCCACUCGGGACGCGCCGGUGUGCUUCCAACUGGCCUCGACCUCAUUUAAUGAAUCUCCUUCACAUGAGGAACCCUUGCUUGCUUGUCCACCUAUGAUAUGACGUUUUUUUUUGUUCUCCAGCUAGAAACCUUCCCACAUGCAAAUAUUCCGCGCCUUCCUUGUCCUUCGGAACCACCGAGACUGAGCUGUGCUGUGCUGCCUAUGCACUGCGGCUCUCAGCUAACUCGGAAAAAAAUGGCAAAUGUAACGGUUUUCGAACUCCACUGGAGGCACACCGGUGCAAGGCAGCAAAAGGGUGACUUGAUCGGCCAAAGCCGAUGGAGUCCUUGCUGGUUUUGCUGACCUAUAGUACUCGUUGGUUGGUCAAGGGAAAACUCAUAGUGACUUUCCAUAUACAAAAUAGGAAGUGUAUGGUGGCAUCCUGGUGUGGAUUGUCAUCAGAUCACUCACACAGCCUGCGGCAGAAUCGUGGCUGAGAAGAGCAAGAAUGCCUUUUUUAACCGAGGUGCUCAAGGGACCGUGACUACCUUGAGUGCCUUGUUUCUUUUUUGGAUGGAUUGGAUACCUCGAUGCUGCCCUGAAUUUUACUAAACUCUGACGCCUCCUUGCCUCCGACGGUUUCUUUUUCUUUUGGCCAAUUCCUCCAUGUGAGCAUAUAUAUAUCUUGCUGGUCAGGUGUAGUCACUCAGCACAUCUCAAUUUCCUCCCUUGCAUGCAUUGAUCUUUUAAAAACAUAUCUCUGGAAGCAUUUACAAGAUGGCGUCCAGCAGCAGCAGCGGCAGCAGCACCAGAAGCAGCAGCCCGUCUGACCCUCCUUCCUCAUUCUUCCAAAAGCUCGGGGCAUUUCUUGGCUUGUUCAGCAAGCCCCAACCCCCGCGGCCUGACUAUCCUCAUGCACCUGGCAACAGCGCCCGGGAAGAGCAGACAGACAUCACCGAGGAUAUUCAGAAGCUUGGCUUCAAGGAUGUGGAAACGCUUCUUCUCUACCUCAAUUCUUCAGUGAAGGGCGUCAACGAUGACAAGCAGUUGCUCCUGGAGCGAUUAAUCCAGCUGCUGUCUAAGCUACCUCCAACCUCCACCAACGGCAAGAAGGUCACAGACGGGCUCAUCACGGGACUGUGGGAAAGUCUGGAUCAUCCACCCGUGUCGAGCCUCGGAGAGAAAUACCGAUUCCGCGAGGCCGAUGGCUCAAACAACAAUAUCCAUAACCCAACUCUGGGAGUUGCAGGUAGCCACUAUGCUAGGUCUGCCAAGCCCAUGGUCUACCAAAACCCCAACCCACCGGCGCCCGAAACCAUCUUCGAUACGUUGAUGGCGAGAGAUCCGGCCAAGUUCAGGCCACAUCCGAACCAGAUCUCCAGCGUUCUCUUUUACUUUGCCACAAUCAUUACCCAUGACAUUUUCCAGACUUCAUCGAGAGAUCCUUCCAUAAACUUGACCUCAUCUUACCUUGAUCUCUCUCCACUCUAUGGUCGGAAUCUCGAGGAGCAACUGUCGGUGAGGGCAAUGAAGGACGGACUGCUAAAGCCCGACACCUUUUGUUCCAAGCGAGUUCACGGGUUUCCUCCCGGCGUUGGAGUCCUUUUGAUCAUGUUCAAUCGGUUCCACAACUACGUUGUUACUUCACUCGCCAAGAUCAACGAAGGCAACCGUUUCAAGAAGCCCGUGGGAGACGACACUGCCGCAUGGGAAAAGUACGACAACGACUUGUUCCAGACCGGGCGGCUCAUCACCUGCGGUCUGUACGUCAACAUCGUUCUGGUUGACUACGUCCGCACGAUUCUCAACCUGAACCGGGUAGACAGCAGCUGGAUCCUCGACCCGCGCACCGAGGAGGGUAAGAGUCUGCUGAGCAAACCAACCCCCGAGGCGGUAGGAAACCAGGUCUCGGUAGAGUUCAACCUCAUCUACCGCUGGCACUGCGGCAUGUCACAGCGUGACGACAAGUGGACCACUGAUAUGUUGACCGAGGCGCUCGGCGGCAAGGACCCGGCCACAGCUACACUGCCAGAAUUCUUUGGCGCGCUCGGCAGGUUCGAGUCUUCGUUUCCAAACGAGCCGGAGAAGCGCACCCUGGCUGGUCUGAAGCGACAGGAGGACGGUUCUUUUGAGGACGAGGGCCUGAUCAAGAUCAUGCAAGAGUCGAUCGAGGAGGUUGCCGGCGCCUUUGGACCAAACCAUGUCCCGGCCUGCAUGCGUGCCAUUGAGAUUCUCGGCAUGAACCAGGCCCGCUCUUGGAACGUCGCCACGCUGAACGAGUUCCGCGAGUUUAUCGGACUAAAGCGCUACGACACAUUUGAAGAUAUCAACCCGGACCCCAAGGUUGCCAACCUGCUGGCCGAGUUCUACGGUUCUCCCGACGCCGUCGAGCUAUACCCUGGUAUCAAUGCUGAAGCGCCAAAGCCUGUGAUCGUCCCUGGGAGUGGCUUGUGUCCACCAUCGACGACGGGAAGGGCAAUCCUGUCCGACGCCGUGACUCUGGUCCGCGGCGACCGCUUCUUCACAGUUGACUACACCCCCAGGAACCUCACCAACUUUGGCUACCAAGAGGCCGCCACCGAUAAGAGCGUCGACAAUGGCAACGUCAUUUACAAGCUUUUCUUCCGCGCUUUCCCUAACCACUACGCCCAGAACAGCAUCUACGCCCACUUCCCCUUUGUGAUACCCUCGGAGAACAAGAAGAUUAUGGAGAGUCUGGGUCUAGCCGACAAGUACUCGUGGCAGCCGCCGCAGCGCAAGCCAGCGACGCAGAUGAUCCGCUCGCACGCGGCCGCCGUCAAGAUACUCAACAACCAAAAGGACUUCAAAGUCGUCUGGGGCGAGAGCAUAGGGUUCCUGACCAAGUUCCCGACCGGAGAGAACCCGGGUUUGGGUUUUGCGCUUGCCGGCGACGCACCUGCCAACCAGCAGAGCAGGGACCAGUUGAUGAAGUGCAUCUUCUCGCCCAAGGCGUGGGAGGACGAGGUGAGGCAGUUCUGCGAGGCUACGACGUGGGAUCUGCUGCGGCGCUACUCGGCCAAGGUGCAGGACAAGGGACCGCAUCUAAAGGUGCACACGCACGAGAUUGAUGUGAUUCGCGACGUCAUCAGUCUUGCCAACGCACGUUUCUUUGCCGCUGUGUACUCGCUUCCUCUCAAGACGGAGAAUGGAGACGAUGGCGUCUACAGCGACCACGAAAUGUACCGCUCGUUGAUGCUGAUCUUCUCGGCCAUCUUUUGGGACAACGACGUGAGCAAGUCGUUCAAGCUCCGCCGAGACGCCCGUGCCGCGACGCAGAAGCUUGGUGCUCUUGUUGAGAAGCACAUUGUGGAGAUGGGCUCGCUGUUCCACAGUUUCAAGCACUCUCAUUCAGCUGUCAGUGACAAGACGAACGGGCUUGCUAAUGGAGGUGCAAACGGACAUGCGAACGGGAAUGCGAAUGGUCACACCAACGGCAACGGUAUACAUCAGAACGGUGGUGCAGCGCCGUCGAUGCUGAGGAGCUACGGCGACCUCAUGCUGCGCAGAAUGAUCGAAGCGUAUGGAGAGGGGAAAUCGGUCAAAGAGGCCGUCUAUGGUCAGAUCAUGCCCUCCAUCGCUGCCGGUACUGCCAACCAAACACAGAUCAUGGCGCAGUGUCUGGACUAUUACAUGUCUGACGACGGCGCUGAGCACCUCCCUGAGAUGAAGCGUCUCGCGAGUCUGGAAACUCCUGAAGCCUUCAACACGUUGAUGAAGUAUCUCUUUGAAGGCGCACGCAUCCGCAACACAACCGCCGUCCCCCGACUUGUAGCUACGGACCAAACAGUCGAGGACAACAUCCCCUGCUUGCCAGACCCCAAGGACUCGACGUUCCUCCGCCCCAUCCCGAACCCCCAGCAGGCAGAGACCACCAGGACCGUCAAGCUGUCCAGGGGCUCGAUGGUGCUGGUGGACCUGACGGUGGCCGCGCACGAUGCGACCGCAUUCCCGGAUCCUGAAAAGGUCAGGCUCGACCGCGACCUGGACUCGUACACCUUUUUCGGCCUGGGCCCGCACAGGUGCGCCGGCGAUAAGGUCGUGCGCAUCACCAUGACCGCCGUCUUCAAGGUGCUGCUGCAGCUGGAUGGGCUGCGGAGGGCCGAGGGGGGCCGGGGCGUGUUCAAGUCGCUGCCCGCGAGCCAGUGGAACGGCCAGGCCGGCAGGGUGGCGGGGGAGAAGCCGCAGUGGUCGGGGCUCAGGACCUAUGUCAACGCCGACGAGAGCGCCUUUUCGCAGACGCCCAUGAACAUGAAGAUAAGGUGGGAUGAUUAAGAGGUGCUUUUCUGUUGAUGUUGACUACCUCUGAACUUUUUGAUGUUCCCUUGUAUAUUUCUGUCUCGAUUAGUUUGUUCCUG